CUUAUAGCUUCCCCCUUUCUCACCCUCGGACGCCAGUUAAAAACAAAGAAGUAAUGAGAGAAAGGACACCUUUCUUACCCUGAAAUAGAAAAAGGGGAGGAAGAAGUGAGAGAAUGAGAAUUGCCCACUUGUUCAUUUGAAGGCAUGGUGGAGUUUGAGGAGCCAAAGAUUUGAUCUUUGGACUCAUUACUUAAUGAUGAUGCGUCUCAUCUUGGCGUUGAAUGAGGUUGGAUGGGGAGUAGUUGGGAGCUACCACUACUAACUCCUCUCUCUCUCUCUUCUCAAAUAGUGGGGGGCUUCUGCUAUUGAACGAGGGAAGGAAGCGGGCGGAUAUCACGUGGCCCUUCUUUAUUUCUUUCUUUCUUCCUUUCUGAUUUGAAACCAUUAACCCUCUUUUUUUCUCUCAUACUCUCUCUCUCUCUCUCUCUCUCUCCCCCUCCCUCCCUCCCUCUCUCACUCCUCUUCCUCAGUUUCUUCUCUUUUGGGCACUUCGGUCUCCCUCACUGACGAACAAAGAGGAGUUUUGGAUCGAAUCGUGAUCUGGGUCUGACUAAUUUCUCGAGAUCUUGCGUCAUUUUUUAUCUGCGCUGGUAACUGACCCUGAGUUUAAUUGAGGAUCAAUCAUGGCUGAAACUUGGCGUAAGAAUGGGAUUACAAAUGGAAUGGUUCAAGCCAAACAUGCAUCUACAUUAUCAGAAGUCGCCGACUUCUGCAAGGCUCUUGGUGGGAAGACACCCAUCCACAGUAUUUUGGUGGCAAACAAUGGGAUGGCAGCUGUUAAGUUCAUGCGAAGCGUUAGGACAUGGGCCUAUGAGACCUUUGGAACAGAGAAGGCAAUACUUUUGGCUGCCAUGGCAACCCCUGAAGACUUGAGGAUUAACGCCGAGCACAUUAGAAUUGCUGACCAAUUUGUGGAAGUUCCUGGUGGAACGAACAAUAACAACUAUGCCAAUGUUCAACUCAUUGUGGAGAUGGCGGAGAUAACAAGAGUUUCUGCUGUAUGGCCUGGUUGGGGCCAUGCAUCGGAAAACCCUGAGCUUCCAGAUGCACUGAGUGCAAAGGGGAUUAUAUUUCUUGGGCCGCCAGCCGCAUCCAUGUCCGCACUAGGUGAUAAAAUCGGUUCUUCUUUGAUUGCCCAAGCAGCUGGAGUACCAACCCUCCCAUGGAGUGGCUCACAUGUGAAAAUUGAACCAGGGAGUUGCCUGGACACAAUCCCUGAUGAUGUAUAUCGGGAGGCUUGUGUUAAUACGACGGAGGAAGCACUGGCUAGUUGCCAGGUGGUGGGGUACCCCGCAAUGAUUAAGGCAUCUUGGGGUGGUGGUGGUAAAGGGAUAAGAAAGGUCCACAAUGACGAUGAGGUAAGAGCGUUGUUUAAGCAAGUGCAAGGGGAAGUUCCUGGAUCUCCAAUAUUUAUAAUGAAGGUUGCAUCACAGAGCCGGCAUCUUGAAGUUCAGUUACUUUGUGAUCAAGACAGUAAUGUUGCUGCUCUUCAUAGUCGAGAUUGCAGUGUGCAAAGACGGCAUCAAAAAAUUAUCGAGGAAGGUCCAAUCACUGUAGCUCCACUGGAGACGGUAAAAAAACUUGAGCAGGCGGCAAGGAGGCUUGCUAAGUCUGUGAGAUAUGUUGGUGCUGCCACUGUUGAGUAUCUUUAUAGCAUGGAGACUGGUGAAUACUAUUUUCUAGAACUCAACCCAAGGUUACAGGUGGAGCAUCCUGUGACUGAGUGGAUAGCUGAAAUUAAUUUGCCAGCGGCUCAAGUCGCAGUUGGCAUGGGCAUCCCUCUCUGGCAAAUCCCUGAAAUCAGGCGGUUCUAUGGAAUGGAUCAUGGUGGAGGUUAUGAUGCUUGGAAGAAGACAUCAAAGGGUGCAACUCCAUUUGACUUUGAUAAAGCAGAAUCUGUGAGGCCUAAAGGGCAUUGUGUUGCUGUGAGAGUAACAAGCGAGGACCCAGAUGACGGUUUUAAGCCUACCAGUGGGAAAGUGCAGGAGCUGAAUUUUAAAAGCAAGCCAAAUGUAUGGGCUUACUUCUCUGUCAAGUCUGGAGGCGGCAUUCAUGAGUUCUCUGACUCCCAAUUUGGCCAUGUAUUUGCAUUUGGAGAGUCUAGAGCAUUAGCAAUAGCUAACAUGGUUCUUGGUCUGAAAGAAAUACAAAUUCGAGGGGAAAUCCGUACAAAUGUCGAUUAUACCGUAGAUCUAUUAAAUGCCAUAGAAUAUAGAGACAAUAAGAUCCACACAGGUUGGCUGGAUAGUCGAAUUGCUAUGCGUGUUAGAGCUGAGCGUCCUCCUUGGUACCUUUCAGUUGUUGGAGGAGCUCUUUAUAAAGCAUCAACGAGCAGUGCAGCUGUAGUUUCUGAUUAUGUUGGCUAUCUUGGUAAGGGACAAAUCCCACCCAAGCAUAUUUCUCUAGUAAAUUCUGUUGUUACUUUGAAUAUUGAAGGGAGCAAAUACACAAUUGAAAUGGUGAGGGGAGGACCUGGUAGCUAUAGGUUAAGGAUGAACGGAUUGGAGAUUGAAGCUGAAAUUCAUACUUUGCGUGAUGGUGGUCUUCUGAUGCAGUUGGAUGGAAACAGCCAUGUAAUAUAUGCUGAAGAAGAGGCUGCCGGGACUCGCCUCCUAAUUGAUGGCCGGACAUGCUUAUUACAGAAUGAUCAUGAUCCAUCAAAGUUGGUGGCAGAGACUCCCUGCAAGCUUCUUCGAUUCUUAGUCCAAGAUGGUUCUCAUGUUGAAACUGAUACACCUUAUGCUGAGGUUGAGGUUAUGAAGAUGUGCAUGCCACUUCUCUUGCCUGCUUCUGGAGUGAUCCAUUUCACUAUGUCUGAGGGCCAAGCUAUGCAGGCUGGAGAUCUCAUAGCAAGGUUAGAUCUUGAUGACCUUUCAGCCGUGAGGAGCGCAGAACCGUUUGAUGGCACUUUUCCAAAAUUAGGGCCUCCUACAGCAGUUUCAGGCAAAGUUCAUCAGCGAUGUGCUGCGAGUUUAAAUGCUGCAAAGAUGAUUCUUGCUGGUUAUGAACACAAUAUUAAUGAUGUUGUGCAAGAUCUACUGAACUGUUUGGACAGCCCAGAGCUUCCCUUUCUGCAGUGGCAAGAGAGCAUGUCCGUGUUGGCGACACGCCUCCCAAAAGAUCUCAGAAAUGAGUUAGAUACAAACUACAAGGAGUAUGAAAUGAUCUCAAACCAGCAGAAGAAUGUCGAUUUCCCUGCUAAAUUAUUAAGGGGAAUUAUUGAGGUGUAUCUCUUCUCCUGCACUGAAAAAGAAAAAGUCACAAAUGAGAGGCUUGUGGAGCCUCUAAUGAGCCUUGUGAAGUCGUACGAGGGUGGAAGAGAAAGUCAUGCUCGAUGUAUUGUCCAGACUCUUUUUGAAGAAUACCUGUCUGUUGAAGAGCUGUUUAAUGAUAAUAUACAGGCUGAUGUGAUUGAACGACUCCGGCUUCAACACAAGAAAGAUCUUCUUAAAAUUGUGGACAUUGUGUUAUCUCAUCAGGGUGUCAAAAGUAAAAAUAAAUUGGUCUUGCGUCUCAUGGAAGCAUUGGUUUAUCCCAAUCCAGCUGCCUACAGGGAUCAACUCAUUCGCUUUUCUGCUCUUAACCACACAACCUAUUCUGAGUUGGCACUGAAAGCCAGUCAACUCCUUGAGCAAACAAAACUGAGUGAGCUCCGCGCAAGCAUUGCCAGAAGCCUUUCAGAACUAGAGAUGUUUACUGAAGAAGGUGAACGUGUUUCGACGCCUAGGAGGAAAAUGGCCAUCAAUGAGAGAAUGGAGGAUCUAGUUAGUGCUCCACUGGCUGUUGAGGAUGCCCUUGUUGCCCUCUUUGACCACAGUGACUAUACCCUUCUAAGGAGAGUGAUUGAAACUUAUAUUCGCAGAUUGUACCAGCCCUAUCUUGUAAAGGGAAGUGUUCGGAUGCAGUGGCAUAGAUCUGGCUUAAUUGCCUUGUGGGAUUUCUCGGAGGAUUCAAUACAGCACUCUGACAAGAGAUGGGGUGCCAUGGUCAUCAUCAAAUCUCUUCAGUUUCUGCCGUCAGCAAUUAACACAGCACUAAAAGAAGCGACUCAUAGUUUAAGCACAGAUUCUGAUAAAGAAAUUACGAUUAAUUUGCUCCCAGAGCAAGCUAGUCAAGGAAACAUGCUUCAUGUUGCUUUGGCUGGCAUUAAUAAUCAAAUGAGUUCUCUUCAAGAUAGUGGUGAUGAGGACCAAGCUCAGGAGAGGAUACACAGAUUAGCUAAAAUUUUGAAGGAGGAGUCUGUAAUAUCUGGCCUCCGAAAUUCAGGCGUUAGGGGUAUCAGCUGUAUUAUACAGAGGGACGAAGGGCGAGCACCAAUGCGUCAUUCCUUUCACUGGUCAGCGGAAAAGAACUAUUAUGAGGAAGAACCUCUUCUUCGUCACUUGGAACCUCCUCUCUCCACUUUUCUUGAACUGCACAAGCUGAAAGGUUAUGAAAACAUAAAGUACACACCAUCGCGUGACCGACAAUGGCAUCUCUAUACUGUUGUAGACAGCAAGGCGCUUAUCCAAAGGAUGUUCCUUCGGACUCUUGUUAGACAACCCAACACCACUGAUGGGUUUUUUUCUGUGGGCCAGGGCCUUGACAUGGAAAUCUCUCAUGUUCAGCCUUCAAUGUCCUUUACAUCAGUUAGUAUUCUAAGAUCAUUGUUUGCAGCUCUUGAAGAGUUAGAGCUCCAUGUACACAGUGAAGCCAUCAGAUCAGAUCAUUCGCAUAUGUAUCUUUGCAUCUUGAGGGAGCAACAACUUUUUGAUCUUUUACCGUCAUCGAGGACUGUGGACUUAAUUGCUGGGCAGGAGGAGGCUAUUGUGUGCUCUAUCUUGGAAGAACUAGCAUUUAGAGUCCAUAAGGUGGUUGGCGUGCGAAUGCACCGUCUUGCUGUUUGUGAGUGGGAAGUUAAGCUUUGGCUUGACUUAGUUGGUAUUGCUAGUGGUGCUUGGAGGAUUGUCGUUACAAAUGUUACUGGCCAUACUUGCACUGCGCAUAUCUACCGAGAAAUGGAGGAUGGAAAAUCCCAUCAAGUGGUUUACAAUAGCACCUGUUCUAAAACUGCUCCAUUGCAUGGAGUUCCAGUUGCUGGUAUAUAUCAGCCUCUCUCUUCCAUCGACCGAAAACGUCUUUUGGCUAGGAAGAGCAACACCACUUAUUGCUACGACUUCCCUCUGGCAUUUAAGACAGCACUCCAGCAUUCAUGGGAAUCUCAAGGGAAAAGGGGUGCUAGAGAUCUUCUUAAAGUUAUGGAACUGGCGUUUGCUGAUAAAAAUGGGAGUUGGGGUACCCCUCUGGUCCCUGUAGAUCGAGCCCCGGGCCUCAAUGAUGUCGGUAUGGUUGCUUGGCACAUUGAGAUGUCUACACCCGAGUUCCCAGAAGGCCGACCAAUCAUUGUUGUAGCAAAUGAUGUUACCUUCAAAGCUGGCUCCUUUGGCCCACGAGAGGAUGCCUUCUUCUAUGCUGCUACUGAUUUGGCUUGCCAGAAGAAGUUCCCUCUAAUCUAUCUUGCUGCAAACUCCGGUGCCAGGAUAGGAGUUGCUGAGGAAGUUAAAUCUUGCUUUCGGGUCGGGUGGUCUGAUGAGUCAGCACCGGAGCGGGGUUUCCAUUAUAUUUAUUUAACCCAAGAGGAUUAUUCUCGUAUCAGUUCUUCUGUCGUCGUCCAUGAGCUCAAAUUAGACAAUGGGGAGAUGAGAUGGGUGGUUGAUUCAAUUGUUGGGAAGGAGGAUGGUUUAGGAGUUGAAAAUUUGACUGGUAGUGGAGCCAUUGCUGGGGCAUAUUCUAGAGCCUAUAAAGAGACUUUUACAUUAACUUAUGUAACUGGAAGGACCGUUGGCAUCGGGGCCUACCUAGCUCGGCUCGGGAUGCGGUGUAUCCAACGUCUCGAUCAGCCUAUAAUUUUAACAGGAUUUUCUGCCCUCAACAAACUCCUUGGUCGAGAAGUUUACAGCUCCCACAUGCAACUCGGGGGUCCCAAGAUCAUGGCCACCAAUGGAGUUGUUCAUCUAACAGUAUCUGAUGAUCUUGAGGGUGUCGUCUCAAUUCUCAAGUGGCUCAGCUUUGUGCCUCCUUAUGUUGGAGGACCUCUCCCCAUUGUGAGAUCAGUAGACGAGCCAAACCGGUUGGUUGAGUACUCUCCAGAGAAUUCUUGUGAUCCUCGAGCUGCAAUUAGUGGCAUUGAAGAUGGAAAGGGAAAGUGGUUAGGUGGAAUCUUCGAUAAAGAUAGCUUUGUUGAGACAUUGGAAGGAUGGGCUAAGACAGUGGUCACCGGGAGGGCAAAGCUAGGUGGAAUCCCCGUUGGUAUUGUUGCUGUUGAGACCCAGACGAUGACUCAGAUAAUUCCGGCAGAUCCAGGCCAGCUCGAUUCCCAUGAGAGAGUCGUUCCCCAAGCUGGUCAAGUUUGGUUCCCUGACUCAGCUACAAAGACAUCUCAAGCUUUGCUAGAUUUUAACCGAGAGGAGCUUCCUUUAUUUAUUCUUGCCAAUUGGAGAGGGUUUUCUGGUGGGCAAAGAGAUCUAUUUGAGGGAAUACUUCAGGCUGGUUCUACCAUUGUUGAGAACUUGAGAACUUACAAUCAGCCUGUGUUUGUCUACAUUCCAAAAACCGGAGAGCUUCGAGGAGGGGCAUGGGUUGUGGUUGACAGCAAGAUUAACCCUGAUCAAAUCGAGAUGUAUGCAGAAAGGACAGCAAAGGGGAAUGUGCUUGAGCCUGAGGGUAUGGUUGAGAUCAAGUUCAGAGCAAGGGAGCUUGUUGAUUGCAUGGCAAGGCUUGAUCCAGAGUUGAGAAAUCUCAAGGAAAGUCUUCAAAAGGCUAAAGCAGGAGAGGGAGGAGACAUGGAUUCUAUUCAGAAGAGGAUAAGAUCUCGAGAGAAGCAGUUGCUGCCAGUUUACACUCAGAUUGCAACAAGGUUUGCAGAGCUUCAUGAUACUUCGCUGAGGAUGAAGGCAAAGGGAGUGGUCAAUGAGGUUGUGGAUUGGGAGAAUUCACGAUAUUUCUUCUAUAAACGAUUGCAGAGAAGGAUUACGGAGGGGGCUCUUGUGAAGACCCUGAGAGAUGCUGCAGGGGGGAGUUUAUCUCAUAGAACAGCUAUUGAAAUGAUCAAGAAGUGGUUUUGCGAUGCGUAUGAAGUUGAGAAAUGGGGAGAUGACGAUGUUUUCUACUCGUGGAAGUCUACUCCGAUGAACUAUGAAAAGUACCUGAACGAAUUGAGGGUGAAGAGAGUGUUACUGCAGCUUUCUAAUCUCGGGGACUCCGCAUCUGAUUUGGCGGCUUUGCCUCAAGGUCUUGCUGCUCUUCUCUCUAAGGUCGAUUCUUCAAGGAAAAUAAGGUUAAUUGAAGAAAUAAAACAAGUGCUUCACUGAACAUGUGGCUUUACUUUUUUUGGUCUUGGUUUUCCACAUGAGCAUUUAUGUAAUAGCUUUCUUAUUGUGAUUCAAUAAAGUUCAAGUAGGAUACAGAGAAUAGGUGGUAAUAGCUCCAGAAAACCUCAAGGUUCUUAUUUAUCGAAGAUUGCUGAGGAAGGUGUAUAUAUUGAUAAAGAGUGUAUGAGUUUGAGAUGUGCAAAUUUAUUGCAAUUUUGUAGUGAGAAUAAUUAUUAUAAUCAGGAAUAAGCUUUUUCUGGUCACAAUUUAUUGUUGUGUAUCUUGUUGUUGGUAGAAAUCAAAUGUAUUGUUAUUUGUUUGUGUAUUUAA
This is a messenger RNA of Asparagus officinalis (garden asparagus), 7679 nucleotides long. Its product is annotated as acetyl-CoA carboxylase 1-like. The transcript has 32 exons. Gene Ontology annotation, molecular function: ATP binding; acetyl-CoA carboxylase activity; metal ion binding. Gene Ontology annotation, biological process: fatty acid biosynthetic process. The record is from RefSeq and is a predicted model, not a curated record. NCBI's taxonomy places the organism in Eukaryota, Viridiplantae, Streptophyta, Magnoliopsida, Asparagales, Asparagaceae. The coding region runs from base 624 to 7349 and encodes 2241 amino acids.